UGUAAAGCGCAGUUCUACACUCAAAGGUUAAUUUUGCAAACAACUUUAUUACUUUUCAACAAUCUUCAUCUUCAUCAAAUUUGACACAGCGCCGUACUAGUAUAUAAGUAGACGCCUCGCCAGAUCCGUGGAGAACAAUCCGAAAAAACAGAAUUCCUCAAGUAGCUCUUAUACACUCUUAUACAUAUAUUAAGACAUAUCAAGCCAAUAUUACUUCCAACAAAAGAAAUUCCACCUGCCGUCUCCGAUAGCGCUGUCGCGAUUAUCUAUUCAAAUAUCUAUCAUGGAGACCGAAAACCCCACGGCGAUACCACUCGAGCAAUCGCCUCACUUACCCAGUACCAAUUCUCAUGACGAAAUAGCGAACCGGGAAGUUCCCAGAAGUCUAGCCGAUGCCGAUGCUGCCCUAGAAACUUCGGACGACGAUGACGAUUUAGACUCCAUCUUCAACGAUUAUGAUGAUAUUGACGAUGGUCUCGGUUCAGAUGGGGAACCAGACAUAACGCGAAACUUUAACCGACAACAACCGCUGCAUUCUAAUCAGCAGAAACCUGUCGCUAACACCGUCGCUAGCGUGGAUGAUCAAAUCACGGCUCUCUCGAGACAUGCUGCUAAGAUACGACUAGACGAUGUCAAGGAGGGACAAGACCGGGAAAAGGAUAAGGCCGAUAGGGCUACGAGCGACCAGGUCCUUGAUCAGAGAACCCGUCUGAUUCUUUACCAGAUGAUCAAUCGUGGCAUAGUCAACGAGAUACAUGGCGCAAUUAGUACGGGCAAGGAGGCCAAUGUAUAUGGUGCUAUCGCCUAUCCUGAUAUCAACGGACCGCCCGUCCACCGCGCUGUCAAGGUCUACAAGACAGCCAUAUUAAGCUUCAAAGACCGCGAGAGAUACAUCACUGGCGAGCACCGCUUUAAGUCCGGCUCCAACAAGGGCAACAGCAGGAAGAUGGUAAAGUUAUGGGCAGAAAAGGAAUAUCGCAACUUGCAGAGGAUAUACUCCGCCGCUAUUCCUUGCCCUGAACCCCUACAGCUUAAACAUCACGUCCUCGUGAUGAGCUUCCUCGGGGAUCAAAAGGGGUACGCGUAUCCGCGAUUGCGCGACGCUAACAUCCCCCGCGAUGAUGCGGAUCAACUCUGGAGAAAACUCUACGUUCAACUCUUGAGUAUCAUGCGACGCAUGUACCAGGUUACGCGGCUAGUACACGCAGAUUUGAGUGAAUACAAUAUUCUAUACAAUGGCGGACAACUCUACAUCAUCGAUGUGUCUCAAAGUGUGGAGCAUGAUCAUCCUCGCUCGCUGGAGUUUCUCCGGAUGGAUAUCAAGAAUACAGGUGCCUUCUUCCGCAGACAAGGAAUCGACACGCUGUCGGAUCGUACCAUCUUUGACUUCAUCACGGAUUCCAAGGGCGCGAUGGAGGAGCCAAGACUAUCAGAAGCGAUAGAAGAACUAUACGCUUCGAGGUCGCAACCUGCUAACGACGAAGCGGCAGCAGCCGAGCUGGAGGUCGACAACGAAGUAUUCCGAAAUCAAUAUAUACCCCAGACACUAGAACAGGUCUACGACAUCGAAAAGGAUGCACAGAAGAUCGGGGAAGGUGAGGGAGACAAGCUCGUCUACAAGAACCUCCUCGCGGACCAGGUAGUGACGAAGCCGAGAGAGGCAAACCAGAGCUCAGAGGACGAGUCGGACGAAGGAGCAGCUCUCGAUAGUGACGACGACGAUGAUGAUGACGAGAGUAGAUUUGAGAAGGGGACACCGCGGGGGAAAAGGUUUGAAGAUAAGGACGAGAAGAAGCAACGCAAGCAAGCGGCCAAGGAGGCCAAGGCUGAGAAGCGGAAAGAAAAAAUGCCGAAGCAUCUUAAGAAACGCCUAGUUGCUGCGACAUCCAGGAAAAACAAGUAGAUCUGAGGCUACAGUCAAAGUAAAAAAAAAGCAACAACGGGGGUUUCGCCUGUCAUUUAGUAUAUAAAUACCAGCGUUAAUACCCUUAAACAUGCAUAGUUCUUCGUGUCCUAGUAUUCGGAAGAGGUGAGUCGUUUAAUCUCGUACUUUUCCAACCCACAAACCAAAAUACUCUAGCAAUCAUAUGACGAAAUCUUCAAACGCACAGUCUAGGCUGGCCACUGCGUUUUUGCCAGCUCCUGGUAAUAACCGUGGCUUGGUUCUUAGCUGGAAUGCGUACUGAGCUAGCUGCCCCCUUUCUUUUGGCGGUAGUUAUAUGCGGAUCAAAGAGAGCCCUGAUGAUUGCUUUUGCUAUCUAUUUUAUUUUAUUAUGUCUACCUAUUUCACUAUCUUCUUCCUUGUAAAAUAUAUUCGUUGAACUGGUUUACUGAAAUCUCUACUUGUGAUUGUGUAGAUAGAGUAUACUUCUCCGCUUGCUUUGCAUGUAAAACGUCUAAGUUAUGACUCGAGACUACGAU
Daldinia vernicosa is the source of this 2421-nucleotide messenger RNA. Its product is annotated as Serine/threonine-protein kinase Rio1. The record is from RefSeq and is a predicted model, not a curated record. Gene Ontology annotation, biological process: protein phosphorylation; maturation of SSU-rRNA. Bases 284 to 1903 code for a protein of 539 amino acids. NCBI's taxonomy places the organism in Eukaryota, Fungi, Ascomycota, Sordariomycetes, Xylariales, Hypoxylaceae. Gene Ontology annotation, cellular component: cytosol; preribosome, small subunit precursor. Gene Ontology annotation, molecular function: ATP binding; protein serine/threonine kinase activity. The transcript has 2 exons.